Messenger RNA from Meloidogyne enterolobii, 1043 nucleotides. The record is from the annotation of a GenBank genome assembly. NCBI's taxonomy places the organism in Eukaryota, Metazoa, Nematoda, Chromadorea, Rhabditida, Meloidogynidae.
UUUCCCCAAAUAAGUUGAUGAAAUGGGUAUAAUUUAUGGAAUGGGGUAAUUUUCGGUCAUUACUUGUUAGACUCAAACGGCAUUGACUCAGAUAACAAAAAAUUGGUUCUUUGUACUCUUAAAAAUCCAAAAUUUGGAAAACUGAACUUGUGAAAAUUUAAGUUUUUAUUUAAUUUUAAGGAGAACGUACAUAAAAAUAUAUAAUGGACACCAACACCAUUACUGAGCCUCCAGAAUUUAUUGAAAUUGAUAACGAAAAAAUAGCUACUCGACAUCGGGAUGGGAAUAAUCCAGAUGUAUUUUGGUUAGGUGGUUAUCGUUCUAAUAUGUUAGGCACAAAAGCACAGGCUAUAGAUGAAUGGACUAAGACAGGGCUCUCAUCGACAAAAUGCCACUCAAAACCCUGGACUAAGACAAAGAAUAUUUCUUAUACUCGACAUGAUUAUUCGGGUCAUGGCGAGUCUACAGGAAAAUAUUUUGAGGGAACAAUUUCCAAAUGGCUGGCACAAAGUUUAACAGUUUUUCGACGUUAUGCUAAGAAUAAUCGUCAAAUAUUAAUUGGCUCAUCUUUAGGUGGAUGGAUUGCUCUUAGAAUGGUUAAAGAAUUAAAUAAGCAGCCUCCAUUCCCAAUUGCUGGUUUAUUGUUAAUCGCUCCAGCUCCAGAUUUCACUAAAGAACUAAUUGAGCCUAGACUUACUGAAGCAGAUAAAGAACAGUUGGAGACUAAAGGUUAUUUUGAAGAAAAGUCUCCCUAUUUUGAAACGAAUAUUUGGCAAAGAGAGACGCUUGAAGAUGGAGAGAAAAAUAAUUUGGUUUUGACACCUAAUUUCGAUCCAAAUUGUCCUGUUCACAUAAUUUAUGGCUUGAAAGAUGAUGCCGUUCCAAUGAAAUUAAUUGAUAAAUUGGUUAGUGUAUUGCCGAAGGAGCGUGUUGUUAAAACAAUUAUUAAUGACGGGGAUCAUCAGUUAUCUCGUCCAGAGGAUAUCGAAGUGAUUUUGCGUUCUUUAGACGAUUUAAUUAAUAUCAACGAGAAAGCGCUUUAA